UCAUCUUUCCCGGACUACUAUCACGCACCAAAUGCCUCAUUUGACUCCUCAACAAAGUCAGAUCCAGUGAUCGACAGAGACCCUGCGGGGAAGGGAAGCAGCCCUACGAAGGAGAGGAAAAAAGAUAACAGUAAACCAGACAUGGAGAAGAAACCGACUGGCAAAGCCACAACCAAGACGCCAGAACCGAGGCCCAUUUUGGCGCCCACUGAGAUUCAGGUGGAUGUUAAGGAGCCUCUACACGAGACGCCGCGGAGUAGAGUCGUGCACUACUUCCCGUGCUGCGCCAUCUCUUGCGACCAGCUGAAGGCCGUCGCCAUCGUGCUGUUCGCCUUCGUCCUCGCCAUCAUCGUCAUCGUCGUCAUCUCCACAACUACGCAGAAAAACACGCAAGCCUUCGAGGAGGCGUCCGCCACCGUGUUUAUCGGCUGUGGACUCGUCACUGGAAAGCAUGAGGGAGACGUCCUGGUGUUUCGUGGGAUUCCAUACGCAGAACCACCUGUAGGGACAAUGCGGUGGCGUCCCCCUAACCCCCUGCACUCACUCGAUUCAUGUUGGAAUGGCACAUUUGAUGGAACCAAGGCGGCACCCGCUUGCUAUCAGGGGGAAGGAACUAUGAAGGAAUUAUCGCCACUGAAAGGAAAUAUGAGUGAAGAUUGUUUGACACUUAAUGUGUGGACUCCGGAUCUCAAACGCCAAAAACACACAACCGCACUGCCAGUUGUGGUUUACAUCCACGGAGACCAGUUUAUUGGAAGAGACGAGGAUACGUUAGAGUGGGGACCUAAUGCUCAACAGACAAAGAUCACAAAUAUGGUUUGGGUCAGUUUUAACUACAGAGUGGGAGCGCUGGGAUUCCUAGCACUAGACGGCCUAGCUAGCAACUCUCACUCAUAUACGUCUGGCAACUAUGGACUGAUGGACCAGAUUGCAGCGCUGGAAUGGGUGCGGGAUAACAUACGAGCAUUCGGAGGUGAUCCGGAGUCGGCCUACUGGCUCACGGUGAUCGAUAGCACGUUAGAAGCCAAGAGGCAAGAGGAAACCACCAGACCCUCAUCCUCCCUCACCUAG
Priapulus caudatus is the source of this 1071-nucleotide messenger RNA. RefSeq names its product fumonisin B1 esterase-like. The record is from RefSeq and is a predicted model, not a curated record. NCBI's taxonomy places the organism in Eukaryota, Metazoa, Priapulida, Priapulimorpha, Priapulimorphida, Priapulidae.